Molecule: messenger RNA, 1489 nt
Organism: Rhipicephalus sanguineus (brown dog tick)
Lineage: Eukaryota; Metazoa; Arthropoda; Arachnida; Ixodida; Ixodidae
Exons: 6
Coding region: 87-500 (137 amino acids)
Source: RefSeq, a predicted model, not a curated record
UUUUUUAUUGAAGUCAUAUUACACUCAAGUAUGUUGCUUGUCUUUCAGACGUGCCUUCACACAAGCCUCACCUGCUGGACGCCAAGAUGGCGUCCUUCUACCGGCACCUAACUGUGACGUUGCCCAUUGGCAGCUCAGUGCUGGUGCUUGUCGUUGUGUUGGCGGUGCUUUGGUGCGUGAUGCGGCGACACGCGGACGACGCUACUGCUGCACAAAGCACGCCACAGGGUAGCGUGUGCGGCGAGCGUUACAAGAGCGAGGGGCUGAGCUCUGUAGAACCGACAUACUGCGGCGGUGGCUCAUCCCGAGGAUCGUCCGCUUAUGCGGUGCCGCACAGAGUGUACGAUGUGCCUUAUGCCCAGAAAAGAUCAGUGGAACAGAUAGCCAUUCAAUCUAGGAAGUCACAGAGUUCUACGGGCCUGAGUCGAGAUGGGUCUCAACUCUUCUACGUCUCGAGCAAAUCUAAAGUGUUCGACGAGGACGAAAUGCAUAGGUUAUGACGCGUGGUUGCCGUCAUACCAUUGUAUUGGAGGAUAUAAUGCGAGCAGUCCUGCCGGAGAGUAAUCGCCACAUGUCUGCCCAAUAUCAGUAAGUAUAUAUACCAAUAUAACGAACACUACGACCACACCUCAACGCACGAGCAUACCGAGCCUCAACGGUCGUCGGGCAUGGUCGCGCAGAAGAUCAAAUUUCGGAUUCCAUUGCCAAAAAGGAAUUGCUUAGGCGGAUCACCUGGAUACGACACCUGUCGAUGAUGAUCUUUUGUUGCUAGAAAACUACAAAGCAACAAAUUGUCCUAUCCUAUACCGUGACAAAUACUCCAUCGUGAUGAUGAUAAUGAUAACAACUUUAUUUUUCGCCAGGUAAGCAUAGAACCCCUGGUUGACGCGCGCAGAGGCAAGAGAGUGGAGGGAAGCAGCAGUGUUGAGGAGCCUUGCGUUAAUUCGAGGCAGAUAGGUUUAACACCUACCCAAUGAGCAAUGGGCGCAACUGGACGUGCACUGCAGUUUAAAGAAUGACCCUAAACAUCGGAAAAAGCGGCGACAUCUUGUGGCUGUUUGUUCGAGUAAAAAGCCGGAAAAGCGUUUUAGUGCUUCUUUCAAUUCUCGCCGAAGCAAAGGAAAAUUUAUUGGCGAUGCCUGCGUUUUUGAUGAUCUCGUUUUCGCAAUGAGUUAAGUACAACACGGUAUUGAAUUGACAGUUUCGUGGGCUGUACCGAAAAUUACGGUCACUUGGUGGCGUCGUGCUGCCACUCACGUCUAUACAUCCUCAAUUUAUAACGUAUACGUUCUACAGACAGGCUAAGCAUAAUUAGUGUUUUUAUGGUUGUUUUCCCCCUCUCCAGGCAACAUUUCACUGAAAAGCUGUAUCACUUGAAAGGCAAGCUGUAUUGUAGCCGAAGCCAGUGCGCUGGACGUAGCUGGCUGCUGCCGUAAUGACGUACCAUUUUCGAAAAUCAACACUUGGGAGCAUCGGUGUACUGUGAUAU